Molecule: messenger RNA, 1911 nt
Organism: Stylonychia lemnae
Lineage: Eukaryota; Ciliophora; Spirotrichea; Sporadotrichida; Oxytrichidae
Source: the annotation of a GenBank genome assembly
AUGUCAAUAAAAAGUGAGAUAUCACAGAGUCAAGAAGAGGAGAGAUUUAGCAAUAAACCUAAUUAGUAAGAGACUCUCAAAGAGGUAUUCUCAGAUAUCAAAGGUACUCUCCCAGACUAUGAGAAAAGUGCUCCUAAUAUCGCUUUGGCAAACAAUAAUAACUACAAUAACAACCUAAUCAACUCUUCAAGCCAAGUUAAGUCUUCUUCAAAUAAUCAAAUGCGUGAAAUUCUGCUGGAAAAAGAGAAUUAAAAUCAGAAACUUAGAGAAAUAAACAAUCAACUUAAAGAUAAAAUCUAGAAGCUCUCACAGGCUUUAGAUAUAUCACUUGCUAAUCAGAGAUCAUACCAAGAUAGCAGUAUUAGAUAAUAGCAGUAGAAUAUUAUUGGUUCGGAAAAUCAAUAGGCUAAGCCAUAGAGAGAAGUAAUGUAAAAGAAUCUAAAACUUAAAGAGAAGGAAAUACAGGCCUAUGCGACAAUUAUUGCCUCAUUGAAGAAAUAGAAUGAGUAACUGAAAUCCAAACUUGAGCAUAAGGAGGGAAUGAAUAGAGUUCUAGACUUAGAAGAUAAACUGAAGGAAUCUGAGAGACAGAGAGCAGAGCUUUAAAAGGAAGUUAAGAGUAUGCAGAGGAUUCAACAGGAUUAGGGCAAAGCUCUAGAUAAAUUAGUAAAUGAGGGAGAUUACCCUAAUAAAAUAAAGAGUUUGAUGGAGUAACUGAAGCUAGCCAAGGAAAAAAUUAGAGAAUUAGAAGAUAAGUCAAGGAAAGAUGAUAAGAAUUCCUUGCAAGUGCAGGACUAUUUGAUCAAACUUGAAGAGCAGAACAGGGAAUUGAAAAAUAAAAUGAAGAGCAAGUAAGUGAAUGCAAAUCAGGGAUAAAGCAUGAUCACAGAAUUGAAUCAAAAUGAGAGCAGUGCUUAGAUCAAUUAGCAGUAGUAGUAGGUAACCUCAAAUAGUCAUAAUUAAAAUGGGGUAGUGGCUUUCUCAGACAACAGUUAAGUGGAGGAGUUAUAGAGAAUUAAUGCUAUUUUAAUGAGAGCGAAGGAGGUUCAAUAUAAAAAGGGUUAGUAUUUAAAGCUUAAAUUUGAGAAGAAGUAAGAGAAAUUCAAUGCAAUAAUUGAGCAACUUAAUAAUAAGGUCACAGAGCAGGACAAGAGUUAUCUUGAAAUAGAAAACAUGAUUUAAAAUAGACAAGUCUAAAAUAAAAGUGGGAAAAUUAAUGAGCAAUAUACUAAAAUGAGAGAAAUUACCGAGAAAUAUAGUAAACUUCCGUUGAAGCCAGGUUUCGGAAAUGGAACCAAAUUGAAUUCUCGGUUGAAUAACUUAUCAAUCGAUGUAAACUCAAAUGAAUUCAAAUCAAACCAAAUGACUCUUAUCCCUAUAUAGUAAAAUGGCGAUGCCACUAAUCGAACUGUAGUUGCAGGCUCAAGUAUUGGAGUAAAAUCUACUUAAAAUCGAAGUAAGUCUAUUGAUCCAACAGCUAAAAGACUAGCAAAAAUACCAUAAACCACAAGAAAGACUAAAAUCGGAGGACAAAACUUGUAGAAUUUAAAAGGUGCGAUUUAUGAAGAUAUGAAUGGAAACUUGAUAUAAGAUAUAGAGUUGAAUACAAGUGAGAUUUAACUAGAGUCAAGCAAGUAAAAACUUAACCCGCCAUCUAAUUUAUUAAGUCCUCAUGAGUUUGAGAAAGUUGAUGAUUUCUCUGAUAGGAAGAUAAGAGAUUUAGAAAAAGAAACAGAUGAGCUUUUAGCAAGGUUCCAGGCGUAAAACCAGACAUACGGAGAAUAAAGCAAUUAGAUUAUUGAGACUUCUCUAAAUUAUGAUGCAUUCUAAAACUUAGACGGAGAUAUAAGUAAACUUAACGAUGAUAUGCAAGAUGAAGAUAUAAACCAACUUAUGAAUGAAUAUUAAUGA